UUUUGUGAAGAGAUGAAGAGUGGACGGUUGUUCCUUCGUUGUCGACCUCGAGCAGCAGUCAAUUUCUCACAGAACCUGGGAGUAGGAGAUUCGAGUAGAAUCUCUUUUCCCUCCCGCCUUCGGUGAGAUUUUUUUGAUCUUCAGCUACAUUUUUCAGCUCUGUGAGGAGCCAGACUAUCAAACACAAUGGCUAGCAAUGUUACCAACAAGACAGAUCCUCGUUCCAUGAAUUCCCGUGUAUUCAUUGGGAAUCUCAAUACACUUGUGGUCAAGAAAUCUGAUGUGGAAGCAAUCUUCUCAAAGUAUGGCAAAAUUGUGGGCUGCUCUGUUCAUAAGGGCUUUGCCUUUGUGCAGUAUGUUAAUGAGAGAAAUGCUCGGGCUGCUGUCGCAGGAGAGGAUGGCAGAAUGAUUGCUGGCCAGGUUUUAGAUAUUAAUCUGGCUGCAGAGCCAAAAGUGAAUCGAGGAAAAGCAGGUGUGAAACGAUCUGCAGCGGAGAUGUACGGCUCCUCGUUUGACUUGGACUAUGACUUUCAACGAGAUUAUUAUGACAGGAUGUACAGUUACCCAGCACGUGUGCCUCCGCCGCCUCCUAUUGCUCGGGCUGUAGUGCCCUCUAAACGUCAGCGCGUGUCAGGAAACACCUCACGCAGGGGCAAAAGUGGCUUCAAUUCUAAGAGUGGACAGCGAGGAUCUUCUUCCAAGUCUGGAAAGUUGAAAGGAGAUGACCUUCAAGCCAUUAAGAAGGAACUUACUCAAAUUAAACAAAAAGUGGAUUCUUUACUGGACAGCCUGGAAAAAAUUGAAAAGGAACAGAGCAAACAAGCAGACCUGUCCUUAUCAUCGACAGUAGAGGUGAAGAAUGAUAAGUCAGAAGAAGAACAGAGCAGCAGCUCCCUGAAGAAAGAUGAGACUAAUGUCAAGAUGGAGUCUGAGGGGGGUGCAGAUGAUUCUGCUGAGGAGGGGGACCUACUGGAUGAUGAUGAUAAUGAAGAUCGGGGGGAAGACCAGCUGGAGUUGAUCAAGGAUGAUGAAAAAGAGGCUGAGGAAGGAGAGGAUGACAGAGACAGCGCCAAUGGCGAGGAUGACUCUUAAGCACAUAGUGGGGCUUAGGGAUCUUAUCCCAUUGUUUCUUUACCUAGGCGCAUGUCUUAAGAUCAAAAUUUCACCAGAUCCUCUCCCCUAGUAUCUUCAGCACAUGCUCACUAUUCUCCCUAUCCUCAUCUUUCCCAUGUUCAUUAAUUCAUAUUGCCCUGCGCCUAGUUCCAUUUUUUUGCUUCCUUUGAUGCUCCUGGUAGUUUUGUUAAGUCUUACCCUGUAAUUUUCGCUUUUAAUUUUGAUACCUCUUUAUGACUUAACAAUAAAAAGGAUGUAUGGUUUUUAUCAACUGUCUCCAAAAGAAUCUCUUGUUAUGUAGGGAGUACAGUUCUCUCCAUUCAUACAAGAUUUUAGUAGUUGCUUCCCUAACUGCAAAGGCAAUCUCACGCAUUUAGUUGUAGCACUGGAUAGCAGCUUUAAGUCAGAAAUAUGUUUGUCAUACCCCACAUGAGAGUGCUGUGUGGGGCGGUUUAACACAAUGUAACUGUAUUUUUGUGAACAGAGUUGGCAUGUCAGAUGCAUCCUUUAGAAAAUUAGUGUAAUAGUCUUAAUAUUUGUUUUCUAAAGUUGAUACUGUGGGUUAUUUUUGUGAACAGCCUGAUGUUUGGGGCCUUUUUUUCUCAAAAAAAAAAAAAAUAAGCCCUUAUUAAACCAGGAAUUUGGAGGGAAAAAAAAAACACCUGGUUUUUUAUUUUUGCAUAAGUGUUCACUUCAAAUUCUUUGUUUUGCAGCGGCCUCCACAAAACCCUGAGAUUGUGCUAAAUAUAUUUGUAACAUCAUGUAUUCAAAUUGUUUUUCUAGUAACCUUUAUAUUGAGCUCUGCCUUAGGGUUAAGCGGAAAAAUAGGAAAAGCAUUUCUUUUUUGUUCUUCAGUUCCCUUAGAACAUUGUGGGAGUUGUGCAUAUAUAGUUUCCUUAGAAUGAUCUAGUACUUCGCCAAAUUUUAGCCACUUAACCUUUAUCAUCCCUUCCUUAAUUCAAGCCCUAACCCCAUUUUUGUCAUUGUAACCAGGUAGCACCCAGCUCUCCUAAGGACAGAUCGAGUAUUUAAUACCAGAACGCUAAUGUUUAGUUCUGAAAAGUCCAGGUACUUCAUGUUUUGUGCUUCAGUUUUUCCAGUACAGCAGCAAGGAAGACAAUUCUUAGGUUUGUAGAGACGGACCUUGGAUUCCUUGGGUGUCAAGAUUCAUUGAAGCAGGCUGUGCAGGCAUUUUUUGUUUGUAUCUUCACUACAAUGGACCAAAGUUCAGUCAUGUUUUUAAUAAACAUAUUAUAGGUUCUUUAUCUGGAUUAGAACAGUCAAAAACUGCCCUUCCCAUAGGCCAGGCAGUGGUGGGUAAAGCCUGUAAUCUAGCUACUUCAGAGGCUGAGAGCUGACUCAGGAUCACAUUUCAAAGCUAGACCUGGCAGGAAAGUCUGUGCAAGUCUUACCUAAUUUCCCAGCAGAUAAUUGGUGCUGUGGCUAAAAGUGGUAGAGUCCUAGCCUUGAGCUAAAAACCUCAGGGAUUGUGCCUAGUCUGUGAGAUCAAGCCCCACAAUUGGCAAAACAAAGCUGCCCUUCAAGUUCAAAUGCAUAAUAUAAAAGUAAUCUUUCUUGUUAAUUCAGU
Perognathus longimembris pacificus (Pacific pocket mouse) is the source of this 2701-nucleotide messenger RNA. Its product is annotated as heterogeneous nuclear ribonucleoprotein C. Gene Ontology annotation, molecular function: RNA binding. NCBI's taxonomy places the organism in Eukaryota, Metazoa, Chordata, Mammalia, Rodentia, Heteromyidae. Gene Ontology annotation, cellular component: nucleus. The coding region runs from base 187 to 1092 and encodes 301 amino acids. The record is from RefSeq and is a predicted model, not a curated record. The transcript has 2 exons.